Saprolegnia diclina VS20 is the source of this 992-nucleotide messenger RNA. RefSeq lists its product as hypothetical. The transcript has 2 exons. The coding region runs from base 99 to 902 and encodes 267 amino acids. The record is from RefSeq and is a predicted model, not a curated record. NCBI's taxonomy places the organism in Eukaryota, Oomycota, Saprolegniomycetes, Saprolegniales, Saprolegniaceae.
UGACACUCAACGCGGCGCCGUCGCUCUUGUACGCCGACGUCGCCCGCAUCUACUACGGCACGCCCAACGGCAAUCAGAUCUGGCUCCUCUCGCUCGUAAUGCUCGGCAACUUUGUGGCGUACGCCUCGCUGCUGCUCCUUCUGAGCGUACAGCAUGUGCCGUCGCCGACGUCGCGGCUGGUGCCGUUCUCGACACCAAUCCUGCUCUACGCUACGACCGUCAGCGUCGUUCUCUGUCUAAAUCCCGAGUUUGCAACUGUCAGCAAUGCUUUUUAUGCUGGGGCGUGGAACCUCCCGCUCACCAUCAACGGCGUCGACCGCCCCGCCGGUGCCUACGACAUGGCGAGUGUCCCGUCGGCGGCAUCGCUCUUGCUGACACACAUGCUGUAUCCUGCGCUCGUGUCGAUACUGGCCUCGAUCGGUUUGGCCACGGCCCACCGCUACGUUACGUGCCGCAGUUGGUCGAUCAGCACGACGUGGACGGCGACCAAUGCGUUCUUGCUCGCAACGCGCAAGCCAAGCUACCUCACGAGCUUGCCGUUGGGGCAAGAGGCUGCGAUCACGAUCGGCAACAAGUGCUUUUGCAAGCCGAGCACCCAGGCCAUCCUCGGCUACGCAACCGUGACGCAAGGGACGUCGACAAAGGUGUUUGCUGCUACAACGACCCAGACUGAGACGCGCGGGGGACCGUCGUCGAGCUCGGUCGCCGCGCUGCCCAAGGCCAACGCGCCAGUCGCGCUUGUGCUCAGCACGUACCAACUACUGCCCGUGCUACUCGGAUGCCUUCGACCGCGGCCUUUUGGGUCUGUGGCCGCCAACCAGUUUGUUUCGACCUCGGACAGCGGAAAUAGCGACCACGCGACCAAGCGCUUUGUGUACAGUCGCGGUUUCUGCGUCAACUAGGACGCAAAGAGUUGAGACACGUUGUCCAUUCUCUAAAGAAAAGGUGUGUACACAGUCCGUGUGCACACGCCGCGCGGCCGUGGAGCGCGA